This is a messenger RNA of Ficedula albicollis (Collared flycatcher), 4416 nucleotides long. RefSeq names its product clavesin 2 (gene CLVS2). Lineage: Eukaryota; Metazoa; Chordata; Aves; Passeriformes; Muscicapidae. The transcript has 5 exons. Gene Ontology annotation, molecular function: phosphatidylinositol bisphosphate binding. The coding region runs from base 69 to 1052 and encodes 327 amino acids. The record is from RefSeq and is a predicted model, not a curated record. Gene Ontology annotation, cellular component: membrane.
GAGCGGCCGGGAGGCUGAGGAGCGCGGGCAGCGGAGCCGGGCAGGAGGAGGAGGAGGAGGGCAGCGCCAUGACUCAUUUGCAGGCAGGGCUCUCCCCGGAGACUCUGGAGAAAGCCCGGCUGGAGCUGAACGAGAACCCCGACACCUUGCACCAGGACAUCCAGGAGGUGCGGGACAUGGUCAUCACCCGGCCGGACAUCGGCUUCCUCCGCACCGACGAUGCCUUCAUCCUGCGGUUUCUGCGGGCCAGGAAGUUUCAGCACUUCGAGGCGUUUCGCCUCCUGGCCCAAUACUUUGAAUAUCGCCAGCAGAACCUGGACAUGUUUAAGAGCUUCAAGGCCACAGACCCGGGCAUCAAGCAAGCGCUGAAGGAUGGUUUCCCCGGCGGGCUGGCCAACCUGGACCACUACGGCAGGAAGAUCCUCGUCCUUUUUGCUGCCAACUGGGACCAGAGCAGGUACACUCUGGUGGAUAUUUUGCGUGCCAUACUUCUUUCUUUAGAAGCCAUGAUAGAAGACCCCGAGCUGCAAGUGAAUGGAUUUGUUUUGAUUAUAGACUGGAGCAACUUCACCUUCAAGCAGGCCUCCAAACUCACACCAAGCAUGCUUAGAUUAGCCAUAGAGGGCCUUCAGGACAGCUUUCCAGCUCGGUUUGGAGGAAUACAUUUUGUGAAUCAGCCGUGGUAUAUCCAUGCCCUGUACACAGUUAUCCGGCCCUUCCUAAAGGAGAAGACACGAAAAAGGAUAUUCCUGCACGGUAACAACCUCAACAGCCUGCAUCAGCUCAUCCACCCUGAGAUCCUGCCUUCAGAGUUUGGAGGAAUGUUGCCCCCCUAUGACAUGGGGACGUGGGCAAGAACACUGCUGGACCACGAGUACGACGAUGACAGUGAAUGCAAUGCGGACUCCUACAACACUCCUGCAAAGGAUAUGGAAAAGGACCUCUCUCCCAAAUCCAUGAAAAGGUCUCAGUCAGUUGUGGAUCCUGGGGUGCUGAAACGCAUGGAUAAGAAUGAGGAAGAAAACAUGCAGCCUUUGCUUUCACUUGACUAACAGUUUUUGAGCAUUGGACAUGAACUGAGGUGGAAGGCAUUGCCUCUCAGCAACAAGCAAGUCAUUGGGAAAGAGUGUAACAGCUGGAAUCCUAUUUUACUCACGUUAAUGUAGCAUAUUGGCAGCAGGUGUUACUAUUCUGCCUGAAUUCUGGAUGCCCUUUGGUGAAAAAGAAGUGGAGAAAAAAAAAAAGAAAAUUAAAUAAAAAAGAAAAGGAAUCAAUAAUUUAUUCUGUAAGUGCCAACUUGUUUGUAAAUACAAUAUAAUCCUCCAAUUUUACUUUGUAAGUUAUGGUAAACAAGUGCUAUGGAAAUGAGUGACUAUUAAAUAUGUCAGUGAAGUGCACCAUAAAAAAGAGAAGAAAACGUGUGUGUUCUCACAUGUACACGCACACAUGCACAGAGAGAAAUGUACUGAACAAAGAAAAAUAUCAAAGCCAAUUAAAUGUUGCCCUUCCCUUGGGAAGCCAGCUAGUACAUUGACUACUGGAUUUUUUCUGCAAUGCUCACAUAGUGUGCUAAGAUAAAGAGGGAAUAUAAGUACUUGGGAGGUGCUGUAAUUAGUGGAAUGUUUCCUAACUGUAGGAAUUGGUUUCUCGAAUAACACUGGGGUUUAGGAUUGUGAUUUAGCACAAACCAUGUGCAUUGUGAGAAAGAUCACAGGUGAACUGGAACCAGCUCUUGGAUAGCUUUGUCAUUUAGCUGUGUGGGACUCUGAGGUUUCUUCCUAACCUUUCAUUUACACAAGUAUCCUGGCUUGGUACCAUAACCUGAGUGUUGUAAUGUGGGGCACAGUGGAGUUACUUCUCUUGCAUUUUGGGUGCACAUCAAGAAUUUUUCCAGAACUCUGUUCUCCCUUGGAGUGAGACAUUAGUCCUCUAAAUACAGUAUAAUAACCAGUAUCUGAAAGUAAAGCCUGGCAGCAGAGGUUAAUCACUGAAUCCUGUGCACUGGGAGACUGGAUACAUAUAUAUAUAUUUUUACCAAUCUCUGACAAGCAUACAAGGUGACAUUGUUAGAUAAGUAUAUUUCAUUGAAGGUUUAUACAAGAAAUCAUACUUAUUCAAUGUACUUAGAUAUAUUAUAGAUUGUAUAUUGAGACACUGUCAUUAUUAAUAUAGUAAAACUUUCCAUAGAUCAACAGCAUCCCACUCCAAGCAAGGAUUAAUGUGAAUAAGUUGUAGUCUCAGCCUAUAGUUUAGGACACCUUUGUUUUGGUUGUAGUGUAACUGUAUAUACUGAACAUGUGCCAUAAUAGAGAAAUACAUUUUACCUCAAAAGGGCAACAGGUUUCACUAGGGGUUGGGUAAAUCAGCUGAAACAUAGAGGCUCUGUUAUCUCUGUGUGCUGGCUGAUGUGUGUGCAGCCUGUGGUAUGCUGAGGCGAGAAUGUAAUUUCUUAUUAGGACUACAAUCGACAGUCAGAGUGGGGAGACACACAGGGUGCCCAUCAAGAAAUAUGAAUUGGUAUUGUAAGAACAUGUUCAGGCAGUGCAGGGAUUAGUUAAGGAAACUAAUUCACAGGGGAGGUGAUAGCUCACGGCAACCCUGCCUCCCAAAUUCUAGAGUUUAAAACAUUUCUUCCAUCACUCCAGCUAUCAGUGAAGUUUCAGAGUUACUGGUUGUAGGUCACCUCUUCUCAUUCAGGAUGAUUACAGCUGUAAGAUUUGGUAGGCUGAGAUGAGUUAAGUGCAGAGAGUGAAAACUUGAAAGUCUGUCGUCUCGAGUUUAGCUGUAACUCCUGUGGUGGCAGCUUCAGCCUUUCUCAGGGCUGAGGCGACUCUGACUCUUCCAGCAUCACCCUUGAUUAGCCCAGGAAACACACAGACAAAGCUUUCCUACUUCACAGGUCAUUAGCAGCACGGGCAAACAGUGUAUGCCCUAAUACACCAUCACCUUCCAGGAACUUGUCUGAACAACUCGUUGCCUUUCUGCUUUUCUAAUUCUGCUUUCAUGGUAGGGGUUAGGAAAUGCAGAGAGGAAAGAUAUGGAGCCUGAACUUCUUAUCAGUCUGUCCUACAAGUUGUCAGUAGUAGAAACUGUCCUAAUACUACUUCUGUGGUUUGACUUGAAAAAAUGAUCAGUUUUAUAUACUAUUUUAUUCAGUUCUGUUUUUCACAUUCCUUAUAGUAUCAUGCUGUAUAAGUGAGAUGUGUCUCCAGUACUUGCAUAAGUGCCAUAUUUGAAUGUACGUUAUAUAUUUCCACACUUCUGGUUAGUAGAAUUGUAUAUUGUCAUAGUUAUGAUUUAAAAAUUCGUAUCAGAUAAAACUAAAACAUCAGUAGAAAUUUUCUCCUUAUAAGGGCUUCAGGAUUUAGUCAGUACUCCACAUGUAUACAAGCUGUGACACAGUGGUGAUCAAAAUUUUCAUGGAUCCUUUUAGAUACAUGGGCCAGAGUGGUGUAAGACAGCAGAAUGCUGAUUUCAGAGUACACCACCUGUCUAAUAAAAAAAUGCAAAUCUGUUCCACUGUAUGAAGCUUAAAAUUUGUUUUGAAGCUUAUAAAUUUUUGUUUGAAAAUCCUUUAUUUAUGCACUUAACUGUAAUUUAUGUAAUAUUUUCUGAUGUCCGAUUUCAGUUUUAAGGUAAUGAGUAUUAAUACAUUCUUUCCAGAAAGUGAGAGUCGGAUAUAUUAUAAUUUUGUGGAGCUGGGACCUCAUUUUCCAGCAAGAACAAGAUUGCUUUUUCAAUAAGAUUCUCUCUGUUGAAGAGUUGGGCUACAGGUCCUCUUGGCUGCAGCUUUUAUUUCACUGAAGCAAAUUCUGACAGUGGUAACUGCAGUUGUGACAUUGGAAAAGAAUAUGGAAAUGGGUGAGAGAAAUAAAUAUACUUUACCUGCUCUCAGUAUUCUUUGAAGGUAUUUCUCUUUUACAUAUCAGGGUACAUAAAGGGUUCCGCCUUUCUUGUAGAAAAUCUUUAUAGGUAGUUCAAUUUUUAUUAGAUGAAUUUGGACUGAAAACUUUUUCCAAUCUUUAUUACCAUAGGAAUUGCAGUCUAAUUUUUAUAGCAGAAUUGAAGUGCUAAAAACAGAAUGCACAUGCUUGGGAGGAACUCCUCUUAAUUUCUUACCUUUCUUGUGUAUUGGGUAGAAUAAAACCUUGUUGUAAUUACGCAUGCCGAGAUGCAUAUAAAAAUAUCCUGCAAUAUGAGGAACUUAGUGGAGAAACUUGAUAUACCUGUCCAACUAUGUAAAAAAAAGGAGGAUUUAAAAAAAGUGUAAAAAUUGAUAGUUUUGGGCCUUUGAUAAUAUCUAAAAAUAGCCUCUUACUUCUCCAAGACUCAAAUGUUUAAAAAUAUAUGGAAAAGUUAUGGAAAAUUCCAUGACUAAAACCUCCUUGUAAUCAGAGAUAUCAAUAGACUCUUGGC